AUGGCAAGCUUGUCUACCAUUCAAGUCGUUCCAUCAGGUAAAGACGCCGAAGAGAAGACGGAGAAGAUACUAGCAGUCGGUGUUGCAUCCGGCAAUGGCGAUCUCAACAACACGUCGGCGAUGCGCGUCGUUGAGUUACCAUCCCAGGACCCUCAAUUCGCUUACCAAUCGUUGGCGUUGUCACUCUCAGAGGACGAUGCCGAGAUCCGAGCAAAAUAUCGGCCCUUCCUCCUUCCUAAAGAGAUCCAGCGUACUGAUUGGAUCAGCCGUAUCGAGCUAGCUACUGUCACCAAGAUGGCCUACAACGAGAUCACAUCUACCAAAUCCAGGCUGAAAAUUCUCGUCCUUUAUGGCAGUCUGCGCAAAAGAUCAUACUCAAAACUGCUCGCCUUCGAGAUCUCCCGCAUUCUCUUCCGCCUAGGCUGCGAUGUCCGGAUCUACGAUCCCUAUGGCCUCCCUGUGAAAGACGACGAACAGCACUGUCACCCCAAAGUCCAAGAACUCCGAGAUUUAAGUCGAUGGAGUGACGGCCAUUUCUGGGUCAGUCCAGAACAGCACGGGAACUUGACCGCCGUGUUCAAAAACCAGAUCGAUUGGAUCCCGCUGAGCACGGGCUCGGUGCGGCCGACCCAGGGACGUACACUAGGUCUUGCUAUGGUGUCUGGCGGAUCACAAAGUUUCAACACGGUGAACAAUCUGCGGAUACUGGGUCGGUGGAUGCGGAUGUUUACGAUUCCUAACCAAAGUUCUGUACCACAGGCUCAUACACUGUUCACUGGGAGUGAUGAUAAGGAGGGAGGGUCACGAUUCAAAGAUUGUGCUAACAGGGCGAGGCUGGUGGACUGCGUGGAAGAGUUUGUGAAAUAUACCAUACUUAUGCGAGGACACUUCGCUUUGUUCAGUGAUCGAUUCAGUGAGAGGAAGGCAAUGGAGCACGGUGAGCGGUAA
Lithohypha guttulata is the source of this 948-nucleotide messenger RNA. RefSeq lists its product as uncharacterized. The coding region runs from base 1 to 948 and encodes 315 amino acids. Gene Ontology annotation, molecular function: oxidoreductase activity, acting on NAD(P)H, quinone or similar compound as acceptor. Lineage: Eukaryota; Fungi; Ascomycota; Eurotiomycetes; Chaetothyriales; Trichomeriaceae. The transcript has a single exon. The record is from RefSeq and is a predicted model, not a curated record.